This is a messenger RNA of Python bivittatus (Burmese python), 6298 nucleotides long. The record is from RefSeq and is a predicted model, not a curated record. NCBI's taxonomy places the organism in Eukaryota, Metazoa, Chordata, Lepidosauria, Squamata, Pythonidae.
GUGCUUCCACCUCUCAUUCGGAUCACUCAGCACAUACCAAAUCAGCUUCGGUUAUCUCGUCGGAUUCUAUCUCCACCUCUACAGAAAACUUUUCUCCUGAUUUGAGGGUCCUCAGAGAAGCUAAUAAAUUAGCUGAAAUGGAAGAGCCCCCUUUGCUACCAGGAGAAACUAUUAAGGACAUGGCAAAAGAUGUUACUCAUAUCUGCCCAUUUACUGGAGCUAUUCGAGGAACUUUGACAGUUACAAAUUACAGACUAUAUUUUAAAAGCAUGGAAAGGGACCCUCCAUUUGUUCUAGAUGGCCCUCUCGGAGUGAUUAACAGAGUAGAGAAAAUUGGAGGAGCUUCUAGCCGUGGUGAAAAUUCAUAUGGCCUAGAAAUUGUGUGCAAGGAUGUUCGGAAUCUUCGGUUUGCUCACAGACCUGAAGGUCGCACAAGAAGAUCCAUAUUUGAAAACUUGACAAAGUAUGCAUUUCCAGUGUCCAAUCACUUGUCUCUAUUUGCAUUUGAAUACAAAGAAGUUUUCCCAGAAAAUGGCUGGAAAGUUUAUGAUCCCAUUCUGGAGUAUAGAAGACAGGGAAUUCCUAAUGAAAGUUGGAGAAUGACUAGAAUAAACGAGCAGUAUGAGCUUUGUGAUACCUAUCCUGCCCUUCUGGUAGUUCCAGCCAAUAUUCCAGAUGAGGAGUUGAAGAAAGUGGCUGCGUUCCGGUCAAGGGGGCGCAUACCUGUUCUGUCAUGGAUUCAUCCAGAAAGUCAAGCCACAGUUGCUCGUUGCAGCCAGCCAAUGGUUGGAGUGAGUGGCAAGAGGAGCAAAGAAGAUGAAAAGUACCUGCAAUCUGUCAUGGAUUCUAAUGCCCAGUCCCACAAAAUACUGAUCUUUGAUGCCAGGCCGAGUGUGAAUGCAGUAGCCAACAAGGCUAAAGGAGGAGGUUAUGAAAGUGAGGACGCCUAUCAGAAUGCCGAAUUGGUCUUCCUGGACAUCCAUAAUAUCCAUGUCAUGAGAGAGUCAUUGAGGAAACUAAAGGAGAUUAUAUAUCCCAACAUAGAAGAGACUCACUGGCUCUCGAAUUUGGAAUCCACUCAUUGGCUAGAGCAUAUCAAGCUGAUUCUCGCUGGAGCUCUUCGGAUUGCUGACAAGGUGGAAUCAGGGAAGACCUCGGUGAUUGUACAUUGCAGUGAUGGCUGGGACCGUACCGCCCAGCUCACCUCUCUUGCCAUGCUCAUGUUAGAUGGCUAUUACAGGACAAUACGAGGCUUCGAGGUGCUGGUGGAGAAAGAAUGGCUGAGUUUCGGACACAGAUUCCAGCUGAGAGUUGGCCAUGGAGAUAAGAACCACGCUGAUGCUGACCGAUCUCCUGUUUUCCUCCAGUUUGUUGACUGUGUCUGGCAGAUGACGAGACAGUUUCCCACAGCUUUUGAAUUCAAUGAGUUCUUCCUUCUCACCAUCCUUGACCAUCUCUACAGCUGUCUCUUUGGGACGUUCCUGUGUAACAGUGAGCAGCAAAGAGUGAAAGAGGGCCUUUCACAAAAGACAAUAUCACUGUGGUCCUAUAUCAACAGUCAGCUUGAAGACUUCACCAACCCUUUGUAUGCCAGCUACACCAACCAUGUUUUGUAUCCUGUGGCUAGCAUGCGUCACUUAGAGCUUUGGGUAGGAUACUACAUCCGGUGGAAUCCUCGAAUGAAACCGCAGGAACCAGUCCACAAUCGCUACAAAGAACUCCUAGCAAAACGAGCAGAACUUCAGAAAAAGGUGGACGAGCUCCAGCGAGAAAUCACCAACCGCUCCACUUCCUCCUCCGAGAGGGCCAGUUCCCCUGCGCAGUGUGUUACACCAGUCCAGACGAUUGUAUGACAUCAUGCCUACCAGUCUUCCAUAACCUGAUGCUCUUCCCAAUGUCUUGAUGCAUCCCCUGGCUGGUCUUGAUGGGAGUUGUAAUCCAACACAAUGGGAAAGCAACAGAUUGAGAAAGACUGGAGCAGACUCUUUCAUGAUGAUCCCUUUUCUAGGAAAGAAGCUGAAAUGAUUAGAAACACUUCUCUUGAGUCUAGACACUGUAUUUAUUAUGUUAUAUUUCUCCAAGGUAUUUUAUUACAGCUGUAACACUACAAGAGGUGAAAUCUUUUUUAAAAAAGACCUCUUAUAUAAUUAAUUUUCUUGUGGGCUAAUGGCAUCUCAAGACACAACUAUAGGACUUUUGUUCAUCAGCUCAAAGUCUUUAGCAUUGGUUUUUUCUGUGGAGUGACGCACUUAUACUGGGUGCAUACUUAUUUCAAACCUAGCCACCUGAAUGCAGGGGCCUUAUUGGGACAUAGUUGCACACGGUGGGUCUUGCUGAUUUCCCAUUUUACCUUUGCCCGCUUACCAACUGCUCCACAAAACAUAGAGGAAUUUGCAGGUGGAAUGCAAAUCAUCAUGAUGAAUUGCAUGCUAGAAAGAAGAACAUUCAGGAAUUGCAGUUGUGCAUAUGAGAAUUUAUGCAUUCUUGGCUUCCGACACUUAUCAAUGAUAGGCUUUUUUGUGGUUUCUCAUACUUAUAGGAAUAUGACUUCUAAAAGGAGGAACUCAAAAUUUCUGAGGUUAACUGCUUUACACAGGGAUGAGGAAACAGAUAUAUCAUCCACAUAUAUUUCUAGUGGUCUCCAUAUAAAGAAGAAAGCAAUCUAUAGGGCAGUCGUUCCCAAAUUGGGGCCCUCCAGAUAUGGAGAACUGGAAAUGUUAGUAGAUUCAACAACUGGAAAAUGUUUGGUUGAGGAAAGGCCAUUGCUGAAGAUGCAGGGAAUUGAAACCAUACAUCUAGCCAGCACCUAGGCUGGGGAAAGGUAACUUAGAACCAUCCAUGUGGUUCUACAGCAAUGUAGGCUUUCUAUCUCUGGGUGCCAUGACUUGUAGACCAGGGAGUUAAACCAUACACCAUGGUUAGCAAAUCAAAUGAUGGUCUUGUUCAUGCAGUGCUGUCAAAAAGUGGAGACAAAUAAAUGAUAUAGUGUUUGGUUUUGAUUUAGCUACUCUGGUUUGUAAAUCAUGGUUUAUGAUUUAGCAUAUUGCAUGAACAUACUAAUAGAUAUUAGAUUUAAAUGCUUUGCAUUUAAAAAGUUAUUUGAUCCCUGGUAUCUCCAGGUGAGUCUCAGAAUGACAGUCUUCAAGACCACAGCUGAUCAGAGAUGAAAACGUUUGGCUGGAUGAGCCACUAGUGUUCUCUGCUAAAGGCAGCUCCUCCUAUAUGUAGAGUAGGCUAACUUUCACAGAGGAUGGAGAGACGGGUUACAACAGCCUUCCCUAGAUGCAUUGAAGUGCAACUUCCAGGAUGCUCAAAGGGAAUAGUGGGAAUUAUAAUCCCACAACAUACAGAGUAUGCCAUGUGAGGCAAGGCUGAUUUAUAGCUCUAGCAUCACCCUUGCCUCUGAUGUCCUUCCAAGUUGUGUUCCUACAACUUGACUUUUACUGUUUUGCUUUUGGCUAAGAUCAAGUAUGGAAUCUGUACUACAACUCCCAGCAGUCUCAGCCAGCAUUGCCAACAGCCAGGAUUUAUUAGGUGUGUAGCCCAAGCAUCUUGUGUGUUUUCCAACUGCUUUGUAAAGCUUUUGUAUAUCAAACUGGACUUUAACAGCAGCUCCCUUGAGAUACAGGCCUUAGCAAACAAUUACAAGGAUGUGCCAACCUUACAAAGUAGAACACUUCUUCCUUUUUGUCAAAGUGUGCACUUCUGUUUUUGGGAAAUCAUGAUGGGGUGGGACAGGACUGAGCUGUGUCUGGUAGACACGCAACGGAAUGGGAUGGUAACGGUAAACCAUGAAACUUCAGAUUGCAGAUGGGGAGCACUGUUUUUGUAAGGACAAGUAAUACCUCUAGUAUUCCAGGAAGAUUCAAACAAUCCUCACAGUUGUAGUCAAUGGUGGUACAACCUAUUCUAGCAUUUCUACCAAGGUGGAACGAAUCCUUCCCUACAGCCCCUUGACUGUAUUAACUUGCCUUGGGUGAUGGCUUUCCUACAUUUGUGUUAAACAUGAUUAUUGGUUAUGCAUUGCCUUGAGGAAAGAGAUGUUAUAAACUGAAGAGAAAAAUGCCACUUUUUUGCUCGUUGGCAUAUUUUACCUGUUUAUGAGAAAACAGUACUGAACGUUUUAAGCAGUCUCAGCAGUCUGUUUCCACAGAAUUCAGAAAGCAUCAUCCAUAACUAGAUAUCUAAACUCCAAUAUUCGUACAUUGACAGAUGCAGGGCUUUGUUUAUAUCACACUCCUAGUUGGAACUCCUAGCACUCUUCCCACCAAGAGAGCAGCUAGGUCCUACUCACAGAUUUGGGGGCUCUCAAUACAAGCAGGUUCAACAUAAGUAUCGGUAAGAUGCUUCCAUUUAUGACUGUGUAACAGCAGCAGUCACUUGUAAUUUUCACACCAGGACCUACGGCCUCUGAGAAUGACAAAACACCCUCCCGCCCAAACAGGUUGACAGUUCAGUGAGAGACACAGAUGGUCUUUUGGGACACCUGAGACCAGCAGACUCCCUUGGGGGCACAGAGAAGAUCACCUGGCACAGCUGUCUGUCAGCCGUCCAGCCUUGGAAGCCAGCCUCCAGGCCUGGUGACAUUCAGAUGUUGGCGAGGAAGGAACUUUCCACAGCUCAGCUGCAGAAACGAAAGCAAAUGAAUGGCUAUGACUUGCACAAAGCAGUCCAUAGUGAGUUUAAUGGGCUUCUUUAAUUCAACAUGCUUUUAGAAAGUUCAGAAUUCAUUCUUAAUUAUCAAGAAAUAUUUAGAUGAAGAAUAAGUGCCAUCAUAUAUUAUCUGGAGUGCUAGGAAGCAGCCCCCUGGGGAGACAGGGAAGGGGUGGAAGAGACUGUCCAUUCGCAAACAUUUGACAGCUGUGUCCUGAUGUCCUUUUAAACUGUUUAUCCUAUGAUGCACAAAAAGAGUCCUCUAUAUAAACAAGCCAGGAAGCAAAAUAAGCUGCCCGUCUUUGAAGAGGAAUGCAGAAUGACUCUUGACAAGUUACAGGUAGAAGUCGUACUUCUGGUGCAGACUGCGACAUCUGUUACCUAACAACAUGCAGCCCAUCAGUAAAGGGAGCCAGAGAGUGGUUUGAUAAAUGAGACAGACCUAGUAAUGUCCAGUUUAUUAAUAGUGCAUAGCAUUUUUCAGCAGAUAAAGAACAUUAAAAAAAAAAAAAACUCAGAUUCACAAUCUUGCAAAAUAGCUUUGUAGAGAUUGGCCAACCAGCUUGCUUUACGAUUGAGAACGCAUGGCAGUGCUUCAGCCUCUUAUUCAAAUUACGCCAACGGCAGAAGUCAGCUAGCAUGAAAAGCUUCCCCAAUCUGGGGCACUCUCGAUAUGACUACAAUUCCCACACCAGCAUGACUGAUGGGGAAUGGGAUUUGUAGUCCAAGACAUCUAAAGGUGGGCAGGGGACAAAUCAGAGGCCUUCUGUCCAAGGUUGGGGGGGAGCAUCUGCCAACAAAGCAGGUCUGCUGAGAUUUUUCGCAUCAACCUCCUACUUAAAUCAAUUUCAACAGAUCCAAGUGCAGUUUGACUAAAGCAGGAAGAGUAAUCACACUAGUGAUGCAUCCUCAUGACAACUCCGUAUUCCACUCAUGGUUUGGAGGCAGAGUAAACAUUUUUAUGAUCCUAUUUGUGCAUUUGGAACAGAAACCUAAACUUUAUUACUAUUAUUAUUAUUACUCUGCUCUUCACACCAGUGAUCUUGAUGACAUAAAAAUGUUCCUUUACCAAACUGCUGCCUUUCAGGCCACCCCAGUCGAAGAACCCACUGUUACCUGAUUUCAUCUUUCAGAUAAUUUAUAUUUAUGUAUUUACAUAUGUAUUUGGACUAGGGCUGUGCACGUUUUGAAAACGAUGUGGAAAAAGUGCUCUGGGCCUCAGACACUUCUCUGCUAGUCAUUAAAACAGCACAACUCCCCCCCCCCUUUUUUCUCUUCUAUGAAUACGGAAAGAACAUACGGCUACUUCAGGGAGCCCAACCAUUGAUGUGAUUCUUAAAGCAGCAGCAUUUUUUUUUCUUUCAGGUUUGCAUGGAAGCCCGAAGAAGCACAGUUGCUGUAAUAAAACCGCAGCGCUUCUUCUAAUCAGCUUUGAAGCAUCCGCGGAUGUAACGCAGGCCAUUUAUAGCUUCUCCUUUUAUUGCAGCCCUGAGCACAGUCAGCGUAUCAAACCAAAAGUCACUGCCCUCCAGUUUGCUAAUUUUCAACCUAGACCCCUCAUAUUUUGCUUCAGGCCCGAGCAAAGGGUGAUUCGAGUGCCUUUUACUCAGUCUCUUUGCAAAAAAAAAAAAAAAAAAGCAAGAGG